Pieris macdunnoughi is the source of this 357-nucleotide messenger RNA. The record is from the annotation of a GenBank genome assembly. Lineage: Eukaryota; Metazoa; Arthropoda; Insecta; Lepidoptera; Pieridae.
AUGAGGAGAUGCCAUCUGUUUUCUCGUGGAUGGUAUUGGUCAGGCUUCCCGAAUUCUGUUGAAGUGACAUGGCUUAAACAGGUGGGCUCUGGCCGUACCCACAGCAUUCGUAUUUAUCGGGUUCGUCAAACGGCCGGUGGCAAGACAAGACCCGAAGUGUCUCAUCAAUUUUUAAAAAAAAAAAAGACGUCGAUACCUGGAACGAAGACGCUGAUAGCUGCCAAAAAAAUUGUUCAUUCAUUGCGAGUAGUGAACGACCUAGCUGAGCGCGGUGUUGCUUUAAUGGAAGAAUAUAAUAAAUUAAUGACCACAAAUGAAGAACAAAAAAAAUAUUGGCUUUUGUUGGUAAAAGAGUAG